GCCUUUGCCUCAUGGUUACAUCAACAGCAAACCUUCAAAGGGCCUUAUCACCCUGACGACCAACAAUGCUAAUCGAUCCCUGGCUUUCAACCGAAGAAAUGACAUCAAAAAACAACCAGCGCCUCUCCAUUCCCAAUCAUUUGGAGAAAAUCAAAGUAGAAACCCGAGAAAGACGACGCAAUUUACUGUAUUUAGUGCUGGCCUUCUUGAGGGAGCAGAUGCUGGACCAAACAGCGGACGCUCUUCUAAAAGAAGCGCGACUGGAUGAUGGGUACCAGGUAUGCGAAAACGUCGAACUGGACAUAAUCCUGCAGGAAUACCAAAGCUACUACUACACAAAAUUCCAAAAAUACCCAAAAAUAAUCAGAAAGUUGGAGGACAGCGAGCCGAAGCCGCCCAGAAAGUCAAACCCCAAGCGAGGUCGGAGCGCUAAGCGAACCAUUGGCCAGGAAAAAGCCGACAGUCCAUCAGACAGCGAAGACUUUCAAUUCGAAAUAAUCCCCUUAAACGCUUCGAAUAGUCCAAGCGGUGAUUUGCCGGACGAAAGGGACAAUAAGGACUUGCCUGAGCUGGUUUCCAAUCAGUUGGUAAUUGAAGACACGGGGGUGCGAUGGUCAGACUGCUUGGGCUUGAAUGUUCCAAUAGAAAUUUUAAAAGAAUCUACCCUUUAUCCCUUGUACUACCCAGAGGUGUUCAAGGAUUUAACGCCCUGGAAGGGCGUUUUGCUGCAUGGACCGCCGGGGACAGGAAAAACCCUACUGGCAAAAGCUCUGGCUUACGAAGGACGCACCACCUUAUUCAAUGUAACUAAUAGCCAAUUCAUCAGCAAAUGGAGAGGCGAGUCGGAAAAGCUGAUCAAAAAUCUUUUCGACACCGCCAAGAAUCACGCUCCUAGCACAAUAUUCCUGGACGAAAUCGAUGCCCUAGUGUCCGGAGUCCAGGACACCCAACACGAAGCCUCGAAACGCUUCCGAAGCGAACUGCUAACUCAACUGGACGGAAUUCUGCCCAACCACCAUCGAAUCUUUGUGCUGGCCGCGACUAAUUCGCCUUGGGACCUGGACAAUGCUUUGCUACGCAGAUUUGACAAACGCAUUCUGGUGGACAUGCCGGAUAAGGCAGCCCGCCCAUUGAUUCUCAAACACCACAUGAAAAGUACUGUUUCGAAAUUGUCUUCAGCUGAUUGGGAAGUGGCUGGAAAAUGGACGGAGAAUUAUUCCGGAUCGGAUUUGCGUAACUUGGCCAAAGAAGUAAGCAUGGGAAUUGCGCGCGAACGCAUUAAAACCCUGCAAACUGGGGCUAAGAGUGGUCCCACCAGGGCCGUUUGUCUAGAGGACAUUAAAAAGGCCGUGGACAGGAUCAGACCGUCCUCAAGCAGCGUCCUUACUAAAAAGUACUAUCAGUGGCAAAAUGAACAUGGGGCUUUGUGAUGUAUAUUAAAGAGCCUUUUAAUAAGUAA
This is a messenger RNA of Dendroctonus ponderosae (mountain pine beetle), 1459 nucleotides long. RefSeq names its product katanin p60 ATPase-containing subunit A-like 2. Gene Ontology annotation, molecular function: protein binding; ATP binding; ATP hydrolysis activity. The transcript is spliced from 2 exons. Bases 66 to 1430 code for a protein of 454 amino acids. Lineage: Eukaryota; Metazoa; Arthropoda; Insecta; Coleoptera; Curculionidae. The record is from RefSeq and is a predicted model, not a curated record.